AUGCCCAAAGAAGUUCUGCCAAUUGUUGACAAACCACUUGUGCAAUACGCGGUUGAAGAAGCCGCUGAGGCUGGGCUCACGGAAAUUGGCUUUGUCACUGGCCGUGGUAAGCGCGCCAUAGAAGACCACUUUGAUGUCAGCUAUGAGUUAGAACAUCAAAUAGCCGGCACCGGCAAAGAAAAGGCCCUGGAUGGGAUCCGGUCGCUGAUUAAAAACUGUACAUUUUCCUAUACGCGUCAAGUCAAUAUGGCGGGCCUGGGAGAUGCGAUCCUGAAGGGGCAGACGAUUAUUGGUGAUGAACCCUUUGGUGUUGUGUUAGCUGAUGACCUUUGCCUGGGUGAUGAGCAAGGUGUGCUGGCACAGAUGGUAGGGCUGUUCCGCCAGUAUCGCUGCAGUAUUGUCGCCAUAGAGGAAGUCCCAGCUGAUCAGACUGGCAGUUAUGGUGUCAUCGAUGGCGAAAUGAUCAGCGAUUCGCUGGUGCGCGUCACCAACAUGGUGGAAAAACCAGCACCCGAAGAUGCCCCCAGCAAUCUGGCCAUCAUCGGUCGUUACAUUCUCACCCCGGACAUUUUCGAAAUUUUGCGCAAUACCCCCCCGGGCAAAAAUGGCGAGGUGCAGAUUACCGAUGCACUGUUAACCCAGGCCAAAACCGGUUGUGUCAUGGCGUAUAAAUUCAAGGGACGUCGUUUCGACUGCGGUUCGGUUGCCGGAUUUGUUGAAGCCACCAACUAUUAUUACGAAAAUUUCUUCGAACAGGCUUAA
This is a messenger RNA of Symbiodinium necroappetens, 762 nucleotides long. The record is from the annotation of a GenBank genome assembly. NCBI's taxonomy places the organism in Eukaryota, Dinophyceae, Suessiales, Symbiodiniaceae.